Molecule: messenger RNA, 2925 nt
Organism: Argentina anserina (silverweed cinquefoil)
Lineage: Eukaryota; Viridiplantae; Streptophyta; Magnoliopsida; Rosales; Rosaceae
Product: signal recognition particle 54 kDa protein, chloroplastic
Exons: 16
Coding region: 83-1783 (566 amino acids)
Biological process (GO): SRP-dependent cotranslational protein targeting to membrane
Cellular component (GO): signal recognition particle
Molecular function (GO): ATP hydrolysis activity; GTPase activity; 7S RNA binding
Source: RefSeq, a predicted model, not a curated record
UUUAAGAAAUCUCAAGCGGAUAAAAGGAUAGACCAAACUCCAUCAUCAGCUUUUUUGCUCCGAGAAAACCACUUUAACGGUCAUGGAGGCCGUACAUUUCCCGACCGUGUCUUCCCGCCAUUUCUCCACCACCUCCAGAAAUCUUUGCGAUUCUAACCGGAAACCCACGAGUCCCAAGUUCGGCUCUUCUUCAUGGACUUCUUCACGCUCUCCCACUCGCCUCUCUUCUCGAAACUUGUUCACUAGAGAGUUAUGGGGUUGGGUGAAUGCCAAGAAUAUUACCAGCGGUAGAAAAGAGUUGCGAGGAGUUGUGAGAGCUGAAAUGUUUGGCCAGUUGACCAGUGGCCUUGAAUCGGCUUGGAACAAGCUCAAGGGCGAAGAUGUUUUGACGAAGGAGAAUAUUGUGGAGCCAAUGAGGGAGAUAAGGAGGGCGCUUUUGGAAGCUGAUGUGAGUCUUCCUGUUGUGAGAAGGUUUGUGCAAGCUGUCAGUGACCAGGCUGUUGGUGUUGGCGUUAUUCGUGGAGUCAAACCCGAUCAGCAGCUGGUCAAGAUUGUGCGUGAUGAGCUAGUGAAACUGAUGGGAGGGGAGGUAUCUGAACUUUCUUUUGCAAAAUCCAAGCCCAGUGUUAUUUUAUUGGCUGGUUUACAAGGAGUGGGGAAGACGACAGUCUGUGCAAAAUUAGCUUAUUACCUUAAGAAACAGGGGAAGAGUUGUAUGCUAGUUGCUGGUGAUGUGUACCGACCUGCUGCUAUUGACCAACUUGUAAUAUUGGGUGAACAGGUAAAAGUGCCUGUAUAUACAGCAGGGACUGACACUAAACCUUCACAAAUAGCUAAGGAAGGUUUGAAGGAAGCCAAAAAGAAGAACAUAGAUGUAGUAAUAAUGGAUACUGCUGGAAGGCUUCAGAUAGACAAAGUAUUGAUGGAUGAGUUGAAAGAAGUAAAGCGGGUAUUGAACCCCACCGAAACCUUACUUGUUGUGGAUGCAAUGACUGGCCAGGAAGCUGCGGCCCUGGUCACAACAUUCAAUGUAGAGAUAGGAAUUACUGGAGCUAUUUUAACAAAGCUAGAUGGAGAUUCUAGAGGUGGAGCAGCUUUAAGUGUCAAAGAGGUAUCAGGAAAGCCAAUUAAGCUUGUUGGCCGAGGAGAGCGGAUGGAGGACCUUGAACCUUUUUACCCCGAUCGCAUGGCAGGACGAAUAUUGGGAAUGGGAGACGUUCUCUCUUUUGUGGAAAAGGCACAAGAAGUUAUGAAACAAGAAGAUGCUGAAGAAUUGCAAAAGAAGAUUAUGAGUACAAAGUUUGACUUCAAUGAUUUCCUAAAGCAAACUCGUGCUGUUGCACGUAUGGGAUCCAUGACUCGAGUUCUUGGAAUGAUCCCUGGUAUGGGAAAGGUUACUCCUGCACAAAUUCGAGAGGCAGAAAAGAGUUUAUUGAUAAUGGAAUCUAUGAUCGAAGCAAUGACACCUGAGGAAAGGGAGAACCCAGAAUUGUUGGCCGAAUCUCCCGUUAGGAGAAAAAGAAUAGCUCAAGAAUCUGGAAAAACAGAGCAGCAGGUGAGCCAACUUGUUGCUCAACUCUUCCAAAUGAGGGUUCGUAUGAAGAAUCUUAUGGGUGCAAUGGAAGGCGGUGGUUCUAUACCUGGACUGAACAAUCUCGAGGAAGCCCUCAAAGUUGAUCAGAAGGCUCCAGCUGGUACUGCAAGGCGUAAGCGACGAUCUGAACCAAAAUUUAGUGACUCGGCAUCAAGGCCUAGUCCUCGUGGAUUCGGAGCCAGGAACUGAGAGAGCACAGGAAGGGAGAAUCCAGGCCAAUGAGUUGUGAGCUCUGGAUAUGUUGCUAUUCAUUUUGCUUACAACCUGCGAAAUAUUACUGCAUCAUGUACAUGAUUGCAGUACUAUUGUCAAAUCGAUUUUCCUGCAAUAGUCGGUGCAAAUCCAACAUUAUACAUCGAGUUGCACACUGCCUGUACGUAGUCUAUUUUGUAUUAGUGAGAAGCAUUCAGCCAUUCCUGAGAAUUGUUACUCUGAUCUGAAGUAUUUCAUGGACUUCUGUGUAUUAGAAAAAUUGUUGGAAUGUCGAUUUGGUGUAAGAAUAAUGAAGUCUAUGGGCUACGGACCUGUCUUUAACGUUUCUAAUUGUGGAUUGUAUAGCCCUAGAGAAAAAGUCACCCAAUAUUUUUGGUAGUUGAUGACAAGGAUGCAAUUCAGACCCAGAAAAAUAUAACAAACAUUGCAGGUUGAGAUCCUACAUUGCGGACACGUGUCCUAUGACAAGCCUUAUAAUGUCUCUUUUUGUUUCUAAUCUCUCUUUCCCCAACCCUCUAUGCCAAGAAAAUUAGAACUCUUCCAAAUUGAAGGACAUUUUGUUUUCAUUUCCCUUUGCAGUUUCAAAAUGGCAAGCCCAAAAAUGAAGGAGACAUCUUCAAAGUAUCCCGAGGGUGAUGCAGAUGCUGAAUUGAAUCCAGGCAAAAAGAAGAGUGUUGAAGUCGAUCCCAAAGCGGCUGAAGUUACAUCCUUGCAGAUCAAGCAACGAGCGGAGGCUGAAGACAACAAGAAAAAGGAAAAGAAGGAGAAGAAUGAAGCGGCACAAUCGCUGAAAACAACCAUCAUAGUCUCAGGAGUGAUAGUGGCUCUGAUUGGGGCAAUUUUCGCCAUAACCAAGAAACUCAGACAGAAAUGAACGAAUCCGAUCAUCAGAAACCAGCCAUUAUAUAGAAAGCAGUGGAAAGUUUGCACCCCUUUCCCCCGUUUGUUUCUGUUACCUUCUUUUUCUUAUGCUUUUGAAUUGCCCAUGCAGUGAUUUCUGAUGUAGAUUAGUAAAGGGCGUCCCUUUCUCUGUCAAUUAUACAUGAAUGGGUUAUGAAAUCUGACAAAGUGUUCCUGUUGUUUAUCAGAAGAUUAAAUAAAUUGAGUUUCCUGUGAUC